Colletotrichum truncatum is the source of this 1491-nucleotide messenger RNA. Its product is annotated as ligninase h2 precursor. Gene Ontology annotation, biological process: response to reactive oxygen species; hydrogen peroxide catabolic process; cellular response to oxidative stress. The record is from RefSeq and is a predicted model, not a curated record. NCBI's taxonomy places the organism in Eukaryota, Fungi, Ascomycota, Sordariomycetes, Glomerellales, Glomerellaceae. Gene Ontology annotation, molecular function: peroxidase activity; heme binding.
AUGAAGACUGCGUCUUUCAUCACCGCCUUUAUGGCCGGUAUUGCAUCUGCCCACCCCGGCAUGAACAUGGCAAAGAUCAUGGCUGAGGCUGCUAUACAGGCUCGCCAGGCUGGCGCCGCCGGCCCUUCCACUGAGUUGAUUGGAGAUCUCGCAACCCUUAAGGAGGACAAGCUCACCGACACUGGAAGGAACAUCAAAGCCAUCUUAACUCUGAAAGCCAGCGGCCUGGACCAGGAAUCCACUUACGAGGCCCCAGGCCCGAAGAGGUCGCAGGAGUGCAGGGAAGAUACGUGCUGCAUCUGGAAGUUCAUUGCCGACGACAUGGCCGAGCAGAUGGUGGGCAACGCUGGUCGCUGCAACAGUGUUGCCCGUGGCGCUGUCCGCCUCGGCUUCCACGAUGCCGCCUCUUGGUCCAAGACUUCGGGUGGCACUGGCGCUGACGGGUCCAUUAUUCUCGCCAAUGAGUGCCGCACUCGCGACGACAAUAAGGGACUCGAAGAGAUUUGCGACACUAUGGAAGGCUGGUUCAACAAGUACAAGAAAUACGGCGUCACCAUGGCCGACAUGAUCCAGUUUGCUGCCAAUGUUGCUACCGUCGUCUGCCCCCUUGGGCCACGCGUCCGCACCUUUGUCGGCCGCAAAGAUACCACCACACCCUCCCCACCCGGCCUGCUACCCUCGCCUUUCCAAGAGUCUGGUGAAUUGUUCAAGAUGUUUGCGGAAAAGUCUUUCACCCCCGGUGGUCUUGUUGCUCUCCUCGGCGCGCACACCACCUCCCAGCAACGCUUCGUCGACCCUGAGAGGGCUGGUGCUCCGCAGGAUACCACACCCGGUGUCUGGGACGUGGCUUUCUACGGCCAAGUGCUCAGCCGCAGGACUCCUCCCGCUGUGUUCAAGUUCCCCAGCGACAUCAGCAUUUCCCAAGAUCCCAUCACCAACGACGUCUGGAAGCAAUUUGGUGCUGGCGCUCGCGGCCAAGCAACAUGGAACGAGGCUUACGGUACUGAGUACGUCCGCAUGUCCAUGCUCGGCGUCCCCAAUAUGAACGACCUUACCGAGUGCACUAAGGUGCUCCCUCCGUUCAAGGGCCGCGACUUUAGGUCACCCGAUCAAAGCGAGCUCGACAAGUUCAUGAACGGUCUUCUCCAGUCGGCAGGCGAUGUCCUGCAGGCCGUUCAGGCUCUGGAUAAGGGUGACAAGGUGAUUGCCCCCGGCGCAAACGGAGCCCCUGGCCCUGCUGGUCCUCCUGGGCCUCCCGGACCCCCUGCUGGUCCUCCUGCUGGUCCUCCGGGUCCUCCUGGCCCUCCUGGUGGCCCCCCGGGCUUCCCUGGUCGCCCCGGUCCUCCUGGUCCCCCUGGUCCCCCGGGUCCUCCCGGUGGUCCUCCGGGAUUCCCUGGACGCCCCGGCCCUCCGGGACCCCCUGGUGGCCGUCCUGGCCCUCCUGGUCCUGGAGGACCUCCCGGCUUCCCUGGCCGUCCCGCAAAAGCAUAG